Neoarius graeffei (lesser salmon catfish) is the source of this 1151-nucleotide messenger RNA. Its product is annotated as small ribosomal subunit protein eS12-like. NCBI's taxonomy places the organism in Eukaryota, Metazoa, Chordata, Actinopteri, Siluriformes, Ariidae. Gene Ontology annotation, molecular function: structural constituent of ribosome. The record is from RefSeq and is a predicted model, not a curated record. Gene Ontology annotation, cellular component: cytosolic small ribosomal subunit; ribosome. The transcript is spliced from 2 exons. Gene Ontology annotation, biological process: translation. The coding region runs from base 658 to 957 and encodes 99 amino acids.
UUGGAAUAUAACCUAAUUAAUUUUUACCAAAUGCACUGAUGGAGAUAUUUGCAAGCAUCUUUCUUCAUAAACAUAGCCCCAGCCUCGAAUGAACUGAUUUAGACUUAUUUUGUUAAUAUAAAGGAGAUAUCCUGAAGACUUAGGAGAGAAAUAGCAGGGUAGAAAAAGAAAGUGAUCCAGAUAACAGAUUCUGAUAAAUGUUCUUCAAAUAAUGCAUAAUUGACUAAGCCUAUUAGCCCCGCCCACCUCUCAAUCCUAGUGACGUCCAUGUUAAUUAAAUGCCUUUUCACCCUUCCUGGGAUUUUAGGAAGCCCAGGAAUUUGGAAUUUUAUGACCGUUUACUCGGUUUGACCGCUAGAUGUCGGUGUUUCUCCGGUUAAAUGGCCGCAUGUCAUCAUCAGCAGGCUAAACUAAAACCCGAGCAGUUCGGGGUGUCAGUGUAAAGCUCAGUGUAGAGAGGAGCUAAAACACCAAACCUUCUGGAUGGAAAACUCUCAGCCUCUUCCAGUCCUCUGUCUCUCUCUGCCUCCCUCUCCACAGCUUCUCUACACCUGAGAUCAGGAUGGAGUUUCACUGCCUGCAUGGAGAAAACCUUCACACACUUUCCUCUGUGUAAUUUCUUCAUUAAACCUUCAGCUGCCUGGGUUUAUUUCUUCCAUGCUGAAGGAGGAUGUGAUGGAUGUGAACACCGCCCUGCCUGAGGUGCUGAAGACCGCACUCAUCCGUGAUGGACUCGCUCGUGGAAUCCAGGAGGCUUCCAAGGCUCUGGAUAAGCGCCAGGCUCACCUGUGUGUUCUCGCUGCCAACUGCGACGAGCCCAUGUACAUCACGCUGGUGGAAGCCCUGUGCGCCGAGCAUCAGAUCAACGUCAUCAAGGUAGAUGACAACAAGAAACUUGGUGAGAGGGUUGGACUGUGCAAGGUCAACAGGGAGGGCAAACACCGCAUGGUGGAGUAGGACUACGGCAAAGAGUCUCAGGCCAAGGAUGCCAUCGAAGAGUACUUCAAAUCAAAGAAGUGAAGAACUUAUUAGUGCUUUGAAUCACUGAUCAGCUCGUAAAAAUGAGUAAUUGUACAAUCCAUGUGACCUACAAAACAUCUACAGUAUUCUGUAUAAUUUAUACACAUCGCCAUGUUGCGGUUUUUAAAAAA